This is a messenger RNA of Camellia sinensis, 2169 nucleotides long. RefSeq names its product Pyridoxal phosphate (PLP)-dependent transferases superfamily protein. Lineage: Eukaryota; Viridiplantae; Streptophyta; Magnoliopsida; Ericales; Theaceae. The record is from RefSeq and is a predicted model, not a curated record.
GAAAGAAACCAACAAGAGAGAAAUAAGGAGCCAAAAAAUUCCAUUACUGACUGAAAAAAACAAUUAAAUCUACAUCGGGGAGAGACGAUAUCAGCCAGAAAUUAUGCAGCCACCAUGCUUGAAGGAAGCAACACAAGUAUGCCUUCAUAACUGCUGUCCAAACCCAUUAUUCCUCAGCAUAUCAGAGCCCCAUCAAACUAUUUCCAAAUCCAGCAGCACUUCCUCCACCUGUCGACGCGACUUUGUCGUCACAACCACUUCAUCUUUCUUCCAAAAUACCCAAUUCACCAACCAUGAGUCUCUCCCUUCUUUGCAAGAAUCUUACACCCAGUUCACCAAUGCUUAUCCACAGUACUCGGAGACAAAGGUUGAUCGAAUUCGAGCUCGCGAUUACUACCAUAUCUGCCUCUCCAACCGUGUAUGUCUUGAUUACAUAGGCAUCGGAUUGUUUUCACACUCUCAGUUACAAAAUCAGUACUCAUCAACAAUCCCAAUUGCAUCCUCCUCUUCUUCUCCCCCGCCUCAAUCUUCGGAUUUUCCAUUCUUCGGUGUGUCCUACAAGUCUGUGAAUCUCAAGUCGCAGCUACUUCAUGGUGGGGAAGGAUCUGAAUUGGAAUCCUCCAUGAGAAAAAAGAUUAUGGAUUUUCUCAAUAUCUCUGAAAACGAUUACUGCAUGGUUUUUACCGUAAACAGGUCAUCGGCUUUCAAGCUUCUUGCAGAAUCGUACCCAUUCCAAUCUAGUCGGAAGCUUUUGACCGUUUAUGACUACGAGAGUGAAGCGGUUGAAGCCAUGACUAUUGCUGCAGAGAAGAGAGGAGCUCGAGUCAGGUCAGCGGAAUUCACGUGGCCUAGACUGAGAAUUCACUCGAAAAAAUUGAAAACGAUGGUUGUGAGGAAGAGGAAGAAGCAGAAAAACAGGGGACUGUUUGUGUUCCCUCUUCAAUCCAGAGUUACAGGAACUAGUUACUCUUAUCAAUGGAUGAGCAUGGCACAGGAAAAUGGGUGGCAUGUCUUGCUCGAUGCUUGUGCUUUGGGACCAAAAGACAUGAAUAGCUUUGGCCUCUCUCUUAUACGCCCCGAUUUUCUUGUUUGUUCAUUCUACAAGGUCUUUGGGGAAAAUCCAACUGGGUUUGGUUGUCUCUUUGUCAAGAAAUCGACUGUUCCAGUCUUGGAAUCUUCAACAAGCACGGGGAUUGUAACUCUAGUCCCUGCAAAGAAGUUGUUUUCACUGCCUGACGAUUCUUCAGGUACUGACACAGAACUAGAGCAAGCACCAAGAUUGGGCAACAAUCAAGAACCCGGAUUACCCACAUCAAGCUGUUUGUCAGGUCCUGUGUCUGCACAGAAUGGAAGAUCUGAACAGUUAAAGACAUCUGAGACGCACAAAUCAGAAGUGACAGAAAUUUCAGACUCUCUCAGUCAAUUCGUCGAACAGGUGAAGGGCAAAAACAGCAGGAAAAAAAAGUCAGAUAUCGAAUGUAGAUGUUUGGAUCAUGUGGAUUCACUGGGACUCAUACAGAUCAGUAGGAGAGCAAGGUACUUAAUCAAUUGGCUAAUAAACGCAAUGAUGAAACUCGAACAUCCGAACAGAGAAGAAAAGACUCCACUGGUGAAAAUCUAUGGGCCAAAGAUCAAAUUUGACAGAGGACCCGCAUUGGCAUUCAAUGUGUAUGAUUGGAAAGGAGCGAAAGUUGAACCAGUUCUUGUACAGAAGCUCGCGGAUCGAAGCAAUAUUUCGCUGAGCUAUGGGUUCAUACACCACAUAUGGUUCGCAGACAAGUAUGAAGAAGAGAGGGAGAGAGUGAUAGAGAAAAGUAAAAAUGGAGAGAACAAGACGACCAAAGGCGAUCGGAUAAGAGUGGUGACAGUGGCGCUUGGAUUCUUGGCCAAUUUUGAAGACAUGUAUAGGCUUUGGGCUUUUGUUGCUCAAUUUCUGGAUGCAGAUUUCGUUGAGAAGGAGCGAUGGAGAUACACGGCGCUCAAUCAAAAGACUGUUGAACUUUAGACAUAUGAUAGAUAUUCUUUAUCAAUCUAUUUCUCCAAAUUAUCAAGGUUUUUUUUUUUUUUAAUAAAAAUUUUGUAUUGUAUGAGAUUUUUUUAAUAUGGUUAUUGCAUUUGAAAUUAACAAUUAUGUAAAAAAAUUCAUAUUGAAUGACAUGAUUUUUUAUA